Molecule: messenger RNA, 2312 nt
Organism: Drosophila guanche
Lineage: Eukaryota; Metazoa; Arthropoda; Insecta; Diptera; Drosophilidae
Gene: Ccn
Product: myb-like protein AA
Exons: 10
Coding region: 627-2156 (509 amino acids)
Biological process (GO): signal transduction; cell adhesion
Cellular component (GO): extracellular matrix
Molecular function (GO): integrin binding; heparin binding
Source: RefSeq, a predicted model, not a curated record
CGUGCGUUCUGGUCGGCACAAGUGGCGUAUGCGUGAUAUUUUGGUGGUCCCCAGAGUCCUGCCUGUUGGUCCGCUGCUACGGCUGAUUGGAUUUUUGGCGCAAGUAGUCUAAAAAGCCGGCUAAAGUGUUCCGCGUGCGUGUGUGUUGCCGGAAAUACUUAGAGUAAUCGAAAGGCAGAAAAAAAAUCAGCAAAAAAACACCAAAACAAAUUGUAAGCAAAAUUAACUUGGGUCAAUCGUUAGAAGGUGGCUCAGGCUCUGGAGCUGGCUUUCUGUUGCUGCCAUUAUUAUGUUUUGUUUUAGCCUACUGGCCCCCUGCUAACUCGAAAGUAGGUUAAUUGACGUGUGUUGUGGGUGGAUCGCAGAGGAAAAUAACCCAAAAACAAGAUACAUAUAUAAAAACAAAUAGCAGGGGCACAGGCAGUGGCAGAGGCAUAGCCAUAGGCAGGAAGUUGAGUGUCCAAGGGCUCAGCAAGAGACCUCUCAAAGGAGUUUAAGCUCCAGCUUAAAGUAAAGCUUUUCCAAGGUCACUCGAGCAGCUCAAGGAGGAAGAGGAGCAGCAGAGGCAGUCGCCAGCCAAUGCAACCUGCACAGACAUCAUUAGAAGUGAACGAAAACCACACAAAAUGCUGAUACUGCUGCCGUUUUUGGGAAUAUUUGGCAAUGGUCUCGUUGCUGGAGUCGUCGAGGCGAGCCUGAGUCUGGGCUUUAAGGCCAUCAAAUUGCCCCGGCAUCCCAAUCCAGCCAAUUGCAGUGUUGGCAACACAACAUUCGCACAUGGAGUCACAUUUAAAUUGGAUUGUAAAACCCAAUGCGUUUGCGAGAAUGGCCGCCACGCCUGCUCGACGCUGUGUCCCAACGAGCAGCUGCCUGCGCCGGAGGACACCAUUUCCUGCCGAUCGCCGCGCCUAGUCGAGGUGCCCGGUCACUGCUGCAAGAUGUGGCUCUGUGAGAAUCCAACAGCUGAUGUUUACGCCACCUGCCACAACAGCACCACCAGCGGCAACUGGACCGCCUGCAGCCGGAGCUGUGGCCUCGGCACGGCCACCAGGCAGACGAGCACACCCCACGCGGGCUGCCAUCAAUUGAGCAAUUUGCGGCUCUGCGAGAAUCGUAGGUGUGACGUUGGCGAUGGCGACCACAACCAAGCGGACAAUAGGCGGAGGAGCAGCAGCAGCAGCAGCAGCAGCAGACACUCAUUAACACGGAGAAGGAAACACCAUGUGGAGGAGGGCCAUGCCCCACACACCCAUCAUCAUCAUCACAAUAGAGAGCAGCAGGAGCCAGCACACAGGAUACGAAAGGGCCACGAGUGCCGCAGCAUACAGCGACUGGGUCCAGCGCGGAUUCGUUUGGGGGAAUGCGUCUCCCGUAAGCUCUAUCGACCGAAGCUGUGCGGACGCUGCCAUCGCGGACUCAAGUGCUGUGCCCCGUCGGUGUCCACCACGAUACAGGUCGAGCUGUUGUGUCCCUUAAAUGCUGUCGAUCCAAUUAACUACGUACAACAGCGUGUCCUGGCCAGACAGUGGCAACAGCAGCAGGACGAUGAUGAUGACGGCGACAGCGAGGAUGACUAUGAGUAUGAGCAGGAACACUCAGAGCAGCCCAAGGAGCAGCUGCAGAGUGCACAGUUAUGGGAUACCGUAGCAUUGGAACCAAUCGAUCAGGAAUUCCUGCAAUCACAUCAGAAACAAAUUGACAAUAAAUUCAUUGCCGUCGAAUGGAUACUGAAAUGUGAAUGCAGCAAGAAUCAUUGCAAUGGUGACAGCGGCAACAUCAGCAGCAACAUGCCCCAUGACAACAUGUCCAACACGAAUAAAUAUGGUUAUAACAAUUACAAAAACCAUAUUAAUGAGGGCCAACAGAAACCAGGGACGAGGCAGCGGCAGCGGCAGCGGCAGCGACAAAACCACGAAAAUAAUGUCCAGCCAAACGAGCAAACCCAAAACAACGAGGAGGAUGCGGCCAACAUGGAUAUGGACCACAACGAAAUAGACAAUUCGUCCUCGGAACAACAGCCGGACAUAAUACCCUAUCCAUUGAGCGUGGGCGAAACCAGUUGGAAGACCGCAAAAAUGCGACAAAAGCAGCAAAAGCAACAGGAACAAGAGCAGCAUCAGUCACACCAGCAGCAACAUUGGCAACAUUACACAUAGCCCCAACAUAAAACUCAUUUGCGAUAGAGGAAAAGUAGAGCAGGCAAGGCGAGGGAUCAGAAAUAUCUGAUUAAAGUGGAGUAGGAACGGGAUCAGCAGAUUGUAGGGGCUAGGGCAGAGUAGAGUUUAAGAUUUGUACAGCAUAGCGAUACAUAA